Molecule: messenger RNA, 1557 nt
Organism: Syzygium oleosum
Lineage: Eukaryota; Viridiplantae; Streptophyta; Magnoliopsida; Myrtales; Myrtaceae
Exons: 3
Coding region: 271-1530 (419 amino acids)
Source: RefSeq, a predicted model, not a curated record
GGGAAUUAGUAUAGCAUGGUACUAAACAGUAGUAACAAAAUGUACUUAAAACACACUCUCAUACGGCUGCGAUAACGCCGGCCCUCUUACAGAAAAGAGGAGCGCAGCAGCAAAGCAGCAGCGACCGCCACCAACACCCUCUCCUCCUCCUCUUCAUCGUCUCCUCCCUCUCUCUCUCUCCUUCUCUCCCGUCCGUCGCGCAACGCUCUCUGCAACCACUCCUCACCCUCCACCGCAGCGAGCGAGAAGAGAGAGAGAGAGAGAGAGAGGAUGAAGAGAGAGAAGACCAUCCUCCUCUCCUCCUGCUCCUCUUCCUCCUCCUACCGUGAGCGCAGCGCUGCCGCCGCCGCCACGACACCUGACGGCCAUAGCAGCUGCCUCCACUCCCAGAGCAUCGGGUGCAUGUCCGGCCUCUUCCAACUCCUCUCCCGCUAUCAGCACCGCCGCAAAUCCCUCACUUACGGUAAAAGGCAGCAGAAGAACACUCUAGUCUCUCCUCCCACCAAGGACGCAACCGCGGAUCUAGUGCCCGCCCUACUGCGAGGAGGAGCCGAUGGGAGCCGAAACGACGGCUCUCCCGCCGCUGCCGAUAAGAGGAUCUCGUGCGAGGUGCCGAGGAGCCCCACGCUGCCGGCGGAGAUCCGGCGCUCGCGCCCGCCGGUGGGGCUCGCCGCUCCCCAGCAGACGCCGCCGCCACCGACGCGGCCGACGGUGGUGGCGCGCCUGAUGGGGCUCACCUCCGGCGAUGCGCCGGAGUCCGCCGCGGAGAAGAGGCGGGAGCUGCUGGGGGCGCUGGACAAGUGCGACCGGGACCUGAAGGCGCUGAAGAGGAUCAUCGACGUGGUGCGCUCGGCCGAGCAGCUCCGGCACGAGCAAGGAGCCGCGAAACCGAACGCGAGCUUCGACGGCCGGCUGCAAGAGCUGGCGAAGGAGGAGGAGGGAGGCGGGGAGGCCGAGGGUGACGGCGAUUCCGGCGACAACGAGAACAGCAACAGCGGCGGGGAGGAGCAGCAGCAGGAGCCGCCGGAGCAGGCGGCGGAGCAGCCGAGUCCGGUGUCCGUACUGGACGAGUUCACUCGGUCGACACUGAUCAGCGGCUACACGAAGCGACAUUCUUCCGCUGCUCAUCAAACGCGCCCCAACAAUUUCUUGGCGUGCCACGCAGAACGGCUAGUGCCACCGCCCCAGAGGAAGAAGCCCGGAGAAGACUUAAGCUGCAGCAUAUGCCUCCUGGACAGGAUCGCCUACGAGCCCUCGCCGGUCCGGGCGAGGAGCGGCGAGGGCCCGUCCCCGUCGCCAUCGCCGCCCCCGUCGUGGGUCAGCGAGGCCAUGAGGCAGAGCGUGGAGCAGGUGUGCAGGGACAUCGCCUGGGGCCAGAGGAGGGAGGUGGGAAGGAUAGGCAUGGCCCUGCACGACCACAUCUGCAGGGACUUGAUAGAGGAGACUGUUCGGGAAAUGGGGUCGUCUUGGUGCAUCGUGACCUCCUCCCCACUCCCUUUCGAUGCUUGUAAACGAAGACUCCGUUUUUAGUGCGUUGUUGUGACAAAUCUUCUUUCC